GUUGUAGUUCGCCCCUCUGGACUCCGUUUCCCGUCGUGCCCCGGUCGACCAGCUUCCGGUGCAGCUACGGGUCGGCGCGCGCGGCCUCGGCCCUGUUGACUUUGCGGAGCCAUGGAGGGCGGCUUCGGCUCGGAUUUCGGGGGCUCGGGCAGCGGGAAGCUGGACCCAGGGCUCAUCAUGGAGCAGGUGAAGGUGCAGAUCGCCGUGGCCAACGCCCAGGAGCUGCUGCAGAGGAUGACGGACAAAUGUUUCCGGAAGUGCAUCGGGAAGCCGGGGGGUUCCCUGGACAACUCGGAGCAGAAAUGCAUUGCCAUGUGCAUGGACCGCUACAUGGACGCCUGGAACACCGUGUCCCGCGCCUACAACUCGCGGCUGCAGCGGGAGCGGGCCAACAUGUGAGCGGGAUGCCCCCACCCCGACUGCGUCUCCACGGACGUGCUUGGCGCGGCGGGGCCCACACCGCACGUGGGUCCUGCCUGCCCUGGUUUAAGGAGGUUGUACCGCUGCUGGGACAGAUGGGACUGUGUUCCCCCAGCCCCUCCCGGCCCCUGCCGGUGAGUGCAGCCUGGGUCUGGGGGCGCCGAGCCUUCCCUAAGCGGCACCUCCUUCAGGCCUGGGAGUUGCCGGUGUGCCCAGGUCAGCCUCACGCCCUGGGCAGGGAACCCUUGUUUGGACCUUGGAGUUGGGGGUGAUCAGACCCCACCUGAGCUGUGACCUCCUGAGAACUGACUAAUAAAUUUCUAGGGCGAAG
Messenger RNA from Propithecus coquereli (Coquerel's sifaka), 751 nucleotides. RefSeq names its product translocase of inner mitochondrial membrane 13 homolog (yeast) (gene TIMM13). Bases 112 to 399 code for a protein of 95 amino acids. Lineage: Eukaryota; Metazoa; Chordata; Mammalia; Primates; Indriidae. The record is from RefSeq and is a predicted model, not a curated record. The transcript is spliced from 3 exons.